This is a messenger RNA of Saccostrea cuccullata (small rock oyster), 6600 nucleotides long. RefSeq names its product sentrin-specific protease 6-like. Bases 85 to 5283 code for a protein of 1732 amino acids. Gene Ontology annotation, molecular function: SUMO-specific endopeptidase activity. NCBI's taxonomy places the organism in Eukaryota, Metazoa, Mollusca, Bivalvia, Ostreida, Ostreidae. The transcript is spliced from 22 exons. The record is from RefSeq and is a predicted model, not a curated record. Gene Ontology annotation, cellular component: nucleus; cytoplasm. Gene Ontology annotation, biological process: protein desumoylation; proteolysis.
GUGACAUCACAGAUUGUAGUAAGAAAAAAUGUCGAUGGUUGUGAACUUCAGCAAAAGAAAUGACCAAUAUAUUCCUGUAGCACCAUGUCACUCAUCUCUGGUCUUGAAGAAACAGAGAAGUCCUCAGAUCAAGGUUGGAGUGAUUCCUGUAGAUUUCCUACUUCUGACUCUGUAGUUGAAGUCGAAAGUGAAGCAUCAGACACGAUACAACAGAACAUCAUUGAAUCACCUGAGACUGUAGUGAUUAAUUCUUCUCUAGAGGAAAGUGUAGAAAUUGUUAGUCAGGAAGGAGGGUGUGGCUUAGAUUCGUCAUCCCAGGAGUUUGGAAGUCACGUGACAGGCAUUCAAACAAGUGAAAAAGUGAUUAUUGGUGACGGAUUUCCAGGGGCCAAAGUUCAACAGGAACCACAACCACUGGAAGAUGGGGAGGUGCUAAUAGUGGAAAAUGGAAGUGAUGCUGUGCAGAAUAAUGCUGCUGUGCAAGGACAACCAAAGUUCCAACUGCAACCCUCAAGGAAUGCAAAAGGGCAGAUAGAAUUAACACUAACAGGUACAUGUAAUAAACCCGAGGAAAAAGCUUUGCUUGAGAAACUCUUGUCUAAAGUAAGCUAUCAGCAGCUGGCCAACCAAGUGAAUUUAUCGUCUGCUCAACUGGGAACAGUACGACAACCAGUGCAGGUAAAUUUAGCAACAUCUGUGCAACCUAUUGCAACCCAACAAACGACACAAACACCACAAACCCCACAGGUACCUUUAGUUAGGACCACAAUUCAGCCCUCGACACCAGUGGCUCAGAUUAAUUCUCAGUUUGGAACAAGUAUCUCUCAAAUAAGAAGUCCACUCAAUAUUAAUGCCAUUCUUAAUUGUGCAAAUCAGGGAAAAAUUUCUAAAGAGGAUCUUCUGAAACUCAUCAAAACUUGCAGGACUGCAACAGGAUUAAACACCCAGCAACAGAGUCCUCAGCAGGUGCAGGGCCAAAAAGUCAUUCAGGUCCAGCAAGUACCAGCAGCAGGAAACCAGGUCAUUAAUCCCGUUCUUCUGGCUACGCCUGUGCAGAAAAUUGGAACAGUUUCCUUGGCGAAGCCGACUACACUAGCAAAUCUCAUUCAGAGUAAAAGUAACCAGGGAGUUGGAUUGGGCGGGGUGACCACGGCUUCUAAUGUGGGCAGUCCUCAGUCAUCUACUGAUAAUUCUCCUCUGAAAGUUGUCCAUGUUGCAGCAUCUACCCCAGUCAAGCAAGCAACAGCUGUAAACAAUAACCAAAUUAACAGCAACUUGACCCUGACCAGUCCACAGAAAGUUCAGACCGUCGGGAACCUCCAAUCUGUGACCUCCAAAAACCAGACUGUCAUCAUACCAAGUGUGAGUGGUGGUGGCACUCAAUACAUCAUUGUAAAUCCUGGUACGCCCAUAACAAAGGUCAACCCUCAGGCUGUCCCAAACCAGCAGGUGGUGAACUCUCCCAGUGGGAAUUCCGGACUGAAGUUGGCGGGAGGCCAGUUGGCUACCCCUGUCAGAAUCAUUCAUAGUGCUAGUUGUCCUCAGUUGAGUCAAGUCCAGACCCCCCUCUCCAGCCCCAGUUUCUCAGCUAGUCAGUCUCCCACCAAAAUCGUCAUUCCCCAGAACUUCUCAGUGCUAACUUCUGUGGUGGAUAAUGCAAAUAUUCCUACUACUCAAGGAGUGACCAUCUCAGUUUCACCCAGGACUAAUUUGAAUUCUCCAGUGGGAGUGAGAGGGGUUGCGAAUAGACGUGGACCUAGUGUAAGGCAACCCAGGCAACUAGGGCGAGGAAAGCGGCCCAUUAAACAGAAUUAUUUUGUAAAUCAUGCUUCGGCGGCUGCCACAUCCCCUGUUCAAAUCCGACCCCAGAAUUGUAACGAUGCUAUAAAAACAGUUCCACUUUCACAGCCAGUGCUUAUAGCUAGGACUCAAAGUUCUGGACAAAUUGUGCAAUCUAACAUUAUUAAGCAACAGGUGAACCAUACUGGUGUCUCCAUGAACACAUUGGAGGGUGCCUCUCCGGGACAAAGUAAUUCAUCGUCUCUAGUGAAUUACAGUGAUUCUGAUUCACCAUCCAAUUCAUCGGAGAAAGGUGAAGGUGAAUCCUCAUCGGAACUGUCCAAGUCUCAGAACUCGGGUGCACGAACACUUUCCAAUGGAGCUCUGUUAAUGCCAGAUAUCUUAUCGGAGGCCAUUGCUAGGGCCAAACCAACCGAUAAAAUUUUAGUGGACUUCAAGAGCAGUAAAGUGGCCGUGAGGUUUCAGAAAAAUACUGUGUACAAAAUUCCAUGCAAGGAAGAAAACAGGUUCUACAGAUAUGAUGGGGAAUACCUCAUACCAACAAAUGAGACGACUGUAGGCCUGGUUGGAGGGGGAGUGGGGAACAAAAAGGAGAAAGCCCUGCGGGGCAAUGCCACAGGGCUACACAUGUCUACUCCUCAAGGGAAUAGUCCUGCCAGGUCAUUCCUCAAUGCAGCAGAAGCUGUGGGUAAGGUGUUCAAGGAGGGGAGAUUCUGGAAACACACAACUGGGCCGCAGAGGACUAUAUAUAGAAUGGUGCCCAAUACUGACCAAGAUACAGAUGAAGAAAUUUCUGAAUUAACUAGUCAAGAUAAGCAAGGAAAGAAAAGACCCAUUGAAGAUGUGUCUGAUUUACCCCCUAUCAAUGACGAUGAAAUGCGAUUGGUUCACUGUAAAUUCUGUGGCUAUACCAGCACGACAGUCAAAUCGUGUGAACGAUGCUGUCUGGAGAAUACUUUCCCAGCGGACACUAAAAUAGAAAUCCAGAAAAAGAAAUUCAAAACAGACCUUGAAAACAAAGAAGAGGAUACAGUGAUCUCAAAACAAUCUUUUUACGGGAAGCCUGUGACUAAUCAACUUGUGUUGCAUCCUGCUACUAACAGGGAUGGGAAUAUUGUGUAUGUUAACUACGUCACGAAGGGACGGCGUGUGAAUCUGGAAGGGAAAUCUUAUAGAUCUCCGUCUGUGAUCCGCGGGGCCAAGCAGCCCAGGAAGUUACAACCUCUAGAGCCAGUAACAAUAUCAAUAUCAUCUGACGAGGAGGAAGAAUCAGAGAAAUCGUCUGUCCCAGAAUCCCCUGCCACAGGAAGUGACCCGGCAGCCAUAGAGAAGGACGACAUAGGUCAACUCCUGGACAACAUUCCUCAGAACAAAGGCACAGCUUCACCAGUGUUCCAGAACAGCAGGAUGAAGAGAAUGGAGAAUGAGGAGGGAAUACCAAUCAUUAGAAAGGCAGGUAGGAGGAAAUCUCCAACCAUGCCCCCAUCACAAGGAACAGCCACAAAUGUCCCUCCCACUGAGUCAACAGAUCCCCAGAGAUGUGAAGAACCUGUAGAUGUGUCCAUUGUAGACUUCCAUGCCAGAGUCAUCCAUAUUGGGUCUGUGCUGGGUUGUCCUGUGGAACCUGUUUUCAUUGAUGAAGACUCCAUCUCAUUUCACAUAGAAUGUGAGGAUAACACACACAAGUUUAUUAUCAAACCUGAUGAACUACAACAGUGCAUGUAUUGUCUGGAAAACAGACCUGUCAUAUUUCUCAAGACAACGCCAGAAUUUGCACAGAAAGUUCGGGAAAUGUUGAAGUUGGAGACAGGGAAUGGGGAAAGUGGUUUUGAUCCCAAUGAUUCCGUAAUGAAACAUCAAUUUAUCACCAUCUUGCUGGUCAAUUUGGGAUCGCUGACCUCUCAGAAACUGGAGUGUGUACUCAGGAAAUACCCACAGCCAAAGGAUACAACUUUUAACUUCAUUCAACAAAUGACGGCCACUGAGGCAGCGGUGUAUCUGAAGGAGAUCCAGGGAGAUCAGGCCCUAUCAGAGCCCUCCACCCCCCAACCCCAGCCCCACGAAAGGUCCCCCUCUCCACCAAAGAUACUGUUCACUGGUCCAGUGGUCAAACUUAUCACAUUUCCGCCCCCACCUGCCCCGGGAGGGAUUCAGGUCACAAAUGAGGAUCUGUCUUGUCUUCAGGAGGGAGAAUUCCUCAACGAUGUCAUCAUCGACUUUUACCUCAAAUAUCUAUUCCUGAGUGUACUGAGUGACAAGGACAGGGAGAGGACACACAUAUUCAGCUCGUUCUUCUUUAAGCGUCUGACCCAGAGACAAGGUCGCUGUGGACCAGAGGACAACAUGGCAGAUAAAACUCCAGCAGAGAAGAAGCAUGCCAGGGUCAAAAACUGGACAAAGAAAGUGGAUCUCUUUGAGAAAGACUUCAUUUUUGUACCAAUUAAUGAACAUUCUCAUUGGUUCCUGGCUGUGAUUUGCUUCCCUGGACUUCCCAGUGCCAAACGUGUAACUUACGUACCAAAGUCAGCCAGAAUGGUAACACCACCGACAAUAGGACCAGAAAUCUCUCCUCUAGACCCCAAGUCAAAAGAGGACGGGGGCGCAGGAAAGGAACCAGUCAAAUCAGAAGGAGGAGGACUAGAAAAGGAACCAGUCAAAUCACUUAAAGGCUAUCGAAUUCCAAAGGUUGUAAAAAACAGUGAACCGGUCAGUGAAAGUGGUGACGGAUCAACGAAGGGGGUACCUGAUGACGAGAACAGCAGAGAGAGUGGGAAAAGUGCUGCAGAGGCGAUGGAGACAGAGGAAAAUUCACUAUCAGAGGGACAGAAAAAAGAAAUAGCUGAGGAUUCAGAAGAAAUGAUGGACACAAGUGAAAGUCCUGCUCAGUCUGAAAUGGAGGAAAGUCAGGCAGAGACAGAGAAAUCAAAGGACCCGUCUGAUACCAGCUCACAGGACACAGGCAAAAGUGAAAGUGAAAGUAAAACGGAAACAAGUAGCCAAGCCAAAGCCAAACCAUCAAAACCUGUCUUCAGAGCCACAGUGAGGGAUCUGCGGGGACGAGAGGUAACGGAAGAGGAACUGAAAGAUCCCAGCUCUCUGGGAACUUUUACUACAGGCUGUAGACAGCCCUGCAUCUUAAUAUUUGAUUCCUUAGCUGGACAGAGCAGGUCUCGUAUUGUCGCCAUUCUUAAAGAGUAUCUUCAGGUAGAGUGGGACACUAAGAAGAAGACCCCCAACAGUCUGAGGGAGAGGAUCCGAGGCUGUACAGCGACCAAGGUCCCCCAGCAAACCAACUUCAGUGACUGUGGGGUGUACAUACUGCAGUAUGUGGAGAGCUUUUUUGAGGAUCCCAUUCAGGACUUUAGUAUUCCACUGAAAUCUCUCUCGGACUGGUUCUCAGAGGAAAGGGUCACGGCCAAGAGGAGUGAAAUCAGAGACUUGGUGAUGAGACUGAAAGAAAGUCAAGAAAAAGCCAAAUCCUGACCCCCCUCUGUCUGGAAUGUGUGGUAGAUUUCUCUCCAACCAAGGUGAUAUUGGAAGUGUUUACUGGUUCAUUUGAUGGACCUUAAUUCGUUUCUGUUUUUGGUUGUUCUCUCUUACCAUGUUACAAUUGGUGCUACAGAAAGAGAUGUUCUGGGAGUUUAUGUUAGUUGUUUGGGGUGAGGGAAAUUCUAUAUGAAAAUGGUAGCAGUUAAAGUGCAUGUUGAUUGAAAAUUUAGAUGACAUCCCCCCUCCUUCCUUGGAUAUUACAGGUAUCCAGUUCCAUCAGUGAUUUGUUCAGGAAAUAUUCCAGGAGUUGGUUGAAACUUCAUACCGAAUGUGGUCACUCUCAAGAGAGAUUGGAGAAAAAUAAUCUGGUGAAAAUUAUUCAGUAUUUGACUGGAAAUUUUUAAAAUUUCAUUUUGUGUUCAAUAUUUAAUAUGAUACAAAAAACUGUGUGAUAUGAUUGGAGGCUAUUAUUUAUACACAAGACCAAAUAACUGUUCAAAUCUCUGUACAUUGAUUGGACGAGUUGACUGGAAUGUGUAGAAAAAAACCUGCAUUUUGUUCGGCUUGUCCCUGUAAGUGAAAUUUCAGGGAUACUUGAUUAUCAGGAGCAUUACAUUAAUGAAGAAAUAAAAAUCUAAAUGCCAUUGCAUUGUUUAAAGAUGUAAUAUGAUAAAAAAAUAUCUGUGAAUUUGUAUUCAAAAUGUGUCUAGUUGCAUCAUGGGAAAAGCUGUGAGAAACUCAACAAAUGCCAUUACUCAAAGUAAAUAAGAUGCACAUGUAAAUAAACAAUUUUUUUGUAUGUUUUUGAUGAUUUAAAGUUGUAUUUGUUGGAGAGAUUUGUUGAGAGUGUGAAUACCAGUUUUAAAAUUCCAGAAGAGAAGAGUAUAUGCUAUAUGUUGCUAUGUUAAUAUUCCAUUAAAAAAUUGAAUGCUUAAAAACUUUCUCAGAUCUAUCACUUGGUUGUAAAUGAUGCAAAAUUAAGAUGUUUUGGUAUGAAAUAUUCUUGUACUAUAAGUGUUUAUAAAUUCACAUUUAUUGAACUAUUAUGUAAUAUUUAGAUUUGAUACCUCCUAUUUAAUAUAAUAAUUGAAAACCAAAACUUAAGAUUAUUGAAGGAACAGAUACAUGUUUAAUUUUCAUGAACAUAAUAGAAUGUGAAGGUGAAAUAUUCCUUUCUUCUUACGUGGAUAUUUAAAGUGCUUACAGCAGUAUUUUGUUGUUUGCUGUACAGGUCCAUACAUGUAUAAUUACCUUAUUUGUAAAAACAAAAUCAUGGAUCAUUUCAUCAUUAAAUUCAAUGUUACUUGUUCA